Molecule: messenger RNA, 1518 nt
Organism: Adineta ricciae
Lineage: Eukaryota; Metazoa; Rotifera; Eurotatoria; Adinetida; Adinetidae
Source: the annotation of a GenBank genome assembly
AUGAAAACAAAUUCUGUAUCUGUCCUUGAGAAUGUGCCCGAUCAAUCACAAAAUGCGAAAAAUCAUCAACAUUUGAAAACAACACGGACGCCGAAAACAGUGAUUUAUACAACUAUUAAAUCGUCGCGCUAUAAGCAAUUUACCAGUUCUCAAAAUAAUUCAAGGUCUUUAACAGCUGAUGAUGCACAUCGAUAUCAAAAAAGUUCGAUUGAUUUUCGACAAAAAAACAACAAUAGUCCUGUUUCAUCAAGUCAAGACUCACGAGACGUCGUAUGGAAUUUACAGAAUAAAAAUUCAGAAACAAAAUUCAUUAGAAAUGAUGGUUCUCAUACUCCAUCUACUGAGGCUAUGGUAACUAUUUCAUGGAAAUCAUCUGAAAUUAAAAAUACAUGGGAAAAUCCAGUGGAUUAUCAUUGUAAACGUUUUCAUCCAAAUUUAAACGAGAGAAAAAAGAAAAAAUACAGAAGAUUAUGCGUUAUUUCUUUGAUAAUAUUUCUUCUAGCUUUAAUUGUAGCAACGAUUAUUGUUCUUAGCGUUCUUCUGACAAAAUCCAAGACAAAAACGAACGUUGCUGUGCCGGUACUACGUUGGAAUACAACUGGCAUAACAAUUGCUGGCAUAACUGGUUGGAGUGGAAUCAAUGAAAGCCAACUGAAUCAUCCCUGGGGAUUGGCAUUAACUUAUGAUCGUACACUCUACGUUGCAGAUCGUUUUAAUAGUCGGAUUCAAAAGUUUUUAUCAGGCUCCACAAAAGCUACAACUGUAGUCGGAAAUCCCAAUGGUGUACCCAAUACUACACUUAAUUCUUUAUAUUAUCCGUCAAAAAUCGCUCUUGACGCUAAUGAAAAUCUAUAUAUAGCAGAUGGAUAUAAUAAUCGAACACUGUUCUGGGGAAAAAAUUCCAAUUCGGGAGUUAUUAUUGGAGGUUCAGGUAUUGCUGGUAAUGCAUUGAAUGAAUUAACUUUUCCAUUCGAUAUAGCUCGCGAUCCAGAUUUAGAUAUCACGUAUGUGUUAGAUUAUGGAAAUAAUCGUAUUAUGGGAUACAAACCUGGAAACUCUACAGGUUUCAUCGUUGCUGGUGGUAAUGGAUCAGGAUCAGGUUUUACACAAUUAGAUCAUCCAAUGGCUAUGCAUUUCGAUUCAGUAACAAACAGUCUUAUUAUUGCAAUUUUCAACCGUCAUAAUAUUGUUCGUUGGCCAUUAGGUGCGAAUAAUUGGACACUUGUUGCAGGCGAUAUCAAUGGGCUAUCUGGUAGUACAUCAACAUCACUCCAGUUGCCUACCGGUUUGACUCUUGAUCCAAUGGGUAAUUUGUAUGUCGCCGAUUUGGGUAAUCAUCGUAUUCAAUUGUUUUUAAAUGGCGAAAUGAAUGGUACGACAAUUGCUGGCAUAACUGGUCAGCCAGGAAAUGAUAGUCUAUCCCUGUAUUAUCCAUACACAAUUGUUUUAGACAAUCAAUUAAAUCUUUAUGUCGCGGAUAAUGCAAAUCAUCGAAUUCAAAAAUUUUUACGAUAUUGA